CCGCCAGCAGCCUCCUCCUCCUCCUCCUCCUCCUCCUCCUCCUCCUCGUCCUCCCUCCACAUCUAAGGAGAAAAAAAAACAAACCCUGAGCCAAACAACAAACGCGUUAAUGCGAUGAACCGGGAAUUCACUGACCAUGGCUAACCUGCGGAUCUCGUUAGUCGUGCUGGUCCAGGCCGUGCUGUACCGAGCCAGCCGCGCACUGUGGUGUAACUGCACCACUGCCCAGUGUGAGAAGACCGGCUCCCAGUGCGAGACCGAUGGAGCCUGCAUGGCCUCCACUUCCUUCAUUGAUGGCCAGGAGCAGCACAUCCGUAUCUGCAUCACGCGGGACAAUCUUGUGCCCCCUGGACAACCGUUCUACUGCCGCAGUGCAGAGGGCCUGCUCAACAUCCACUGCUGCUACACCGACUACUGCAACAGCAUCGACCUCCAAGUACCCUCAGUUACGACUCAGUCAGGACUUGGGGGAGGUUACGGACCAGGUGGGACGUGGGGGCUGGUGGAGCUGGUCGCUGUGAUUGCUGGGCCGCUGUUCCUGCUGUGUCUGCUGCUGCUGGUGGGCGUGUUCCUGUAUCAGUACCACCAGAGGGCUUACAGCCACAGGCAGAGGCUGGAGGUGGAGGACCCCUCCUGUGACCACCUCUAUCUGGCCAAAGACAGGACCCUGCAGGACCUCAUAUACGAUCUAUCCACGUCUGGUUCAGGCUCUGGCCUGCCUCUGUUUGUCCAGCGGACCGUAGCCAGAACAAUUGUCCUCCAGGAGAUCAUUGGCAAAGGGCGCUUCGGGGAGGUGUGGCGAGGACGAUGGAGGGGCGGUGACGUGGCAGUGAAGAUCUUCUCAUCUAGAGAGGAGCGCUCCUGGUUCCGCGAGGCUGAAAUCUAUCAGACCAUCAUGCUCCGUCAUGAAAACAUCCUGGGCUUUAUAGCUGCUGACAACAAAGACAAUGGCACAUGGACCCAGCUGUGGUUGGUGUCGGACUACCACGAGCAUGGCUCUCUGUUCGACUACCUGAACCGCUACUCUGUCACUACUGAAGGAAUGAUCAAGCUCGCGCUGUCAGCUGCAAGCGGCCUCGCACAUCUGCACAUGGAGAUUCUGGGAACACAAGGAAAACCAGGCAUUGCCCACAGAGACCUGAAGUCUAAGAAUAUCCUCGUGAAGAAGAACUGCACAUGUGCCAUCGCUGACCUGGGCUUGGCCGUCCGUCACGACUCUGCCACAGACACCAUCGACAUCGCGCCCAAUCAAAGGGUGGGCACCAAAAGGUACAUGGCUCCAGAGGUUCUGGAUGAGACUAUCAACAUGAGACACUUUGACUCAUUCAAAUGUGCUGAUAUCUACGCUUUGGGGCUGGUCUACUGGGAGAUCGCACGCCGCUGCAAUAGUGGAGGUAUCCAUGAAGAGUACCAGCUGCCCUACUACGACCUGGUACCUUCUGACCCGUCCAUAGAGGAGAUGAGGAAGCUGGUGUGUGACCAAAAACUACGACCCAACAUCCCAAAUUGGUGGCAGAGCUACGAGGCCUUGCGUGUUAUGGGAAAAAUCAUGAGGGAGUGUUGGUAUGCGAACGGAGCUGCCCGCUUGACGGCCCUGCGCAUAAAAAAGACCCUGUCCCAGCUCAGCAUUCAAGAGGAUCUUAAAGUCUGAACUAAGUUAGCCGAGCACUGAGGAAGAGCAUCGAGCAGGACCCCCCGAGUACAAGACUGGGCCUUGUACAAAGAACGCACAACGUAAGAGAAAACGAUGGAGAGUCGCACUUUGUAAAAUAUUACUCCAUUGACACUCCUGCCAGUUUUGAAGCCACUUGAUUUCUGACAAACCCUACCUCGCUUACCCAGCCAAACUACCAAGAACACCUUUCCUGUCUUGUCCUCAGCUACUGCUGCCCUUCCUGAACCUUUUCGUUCCCGUCUACACUUCGUACUAACAAGGAUCCUUGGGAUUCCCUGUGUUUAACUUGUAUGCAAUCGAUAAUAAGACCAUGUAAUUUAACCAGUUAACAUUUUGCUGAUCUUUCCACAAAAGUCUCUUUGAUCACAGUUACUUAAUAGCAUUCACACUUUUUUGUCUUCGAACAGGGGGCAAGCUGGGAGGGUUAGGAAUGUUUUUAUCUUAUGUUUUUUAAUUAUUCUGUUAUUUAAAUGAUUAGAUCUUGUUGUUUAUUAUAUAUAUACAUAUAUAUAUGGGUGUUUGUGAGGUUAUUUCUCUACGCCACCUACAGGCACAUCGUACACUGCUUAGAAAUCCUUCAAUGAGAAUAAUCCACCUGGUUCUGCUACAACUGUGUGCUUUAGUUGUCUGCUGAUUACCGUGUUGGCAUGUACAAAGCAGUUGAGACAGAUAAGUUAAACGCAGGCCUUUGACUUUCUAACACUUCAAAGUCACUGAAGCAUUAGGGCAGCAAACAUGAUUUAGCCUUUGGACCACUUGCCUAGGAGCCCUUCCCAUAAGCUGUUGUAUAAACCUCAGGUUUUCCUUAUGCUUACCAAUCAAGAUUUCUUUGUGUGUGUGUGUGUGUGUCUGAACAAUCAGAACCAUCUUAAGGAAAAAUACACAUUUAGGAAUUAAUACACAGAUUCACUAAGGCGGAGGGUUAGUGUAGAGUGUUGUCGAGCAACAGCUGCCAGUGACUUGAUACUGUACGUUACAAAAAAACAAAACACGUGUACCUCCAUGCUACGUGUAGUAUAUUUAAACAGUAGUAUUCCAGACCACAGACCAUAACCUGCCAUGAGAGUGAACGUUGCUCCAGUCCCUCAGAUAAGCUGGUGUACUACACAACAUUCAGAUAAACCUUCGUCCCUGUCGCAGCAGCCAGGACUAUUUACUGUGCGCUGUACCUUUUUAGAUAUCCGACACGGGGGCAGAGAUUUUAAAAGCAUUAGGCAUCUGGAUGAUAGUUUGUUUUUAUGUUUUAUAUUGUUGCAGCAUGUCCAAUGUUCUCCACCCCCUCCCCUCCUCAGGGCAUAUGCCUCCCUGGCCAAGUAUGACUACUACACGUAAAUCAGCUUUUUAAGACGAUAAUUGUGUAUAUAUAAUUAGAUUUUAUGUUGAUACGUAGGACAUGUUUUUGAUGGUUGAAUCUUUUAUACUGGCUUUUUUUGGUUCUGUUCCAAUCUACUCUCUGACCUCAUGUCAGACACGUAUAUGCUUAUACUGACUCUCUCAGUGUUUUGAUUUUUAAUCGAUGUUUCCCCUCAUGGCUCCGUUUGUUCACCAUACAAUACCUCCUCAACGUGCAAAAUGAUCUGUGGAUCGUUUCCUUCUAGCUAACAUCGUCACAAAUCACUGUCUUCGUUUUUGUUUUUCAGGAAAUAGUUGCACUUUUUUUUUUUGUUUCUUUUUAGUGGAUUCAACAGGUACUGUUUGUGUGUCUUUCCCAUGUUAUUUAUAUUUGUAUGCCGUGAGUCCCUAUGAAAGGCCACUAUGUGCACUACUACUGACCUCGCAGCAUUCAAACCAAAUUGUUCUCAGAAUCAUCUCCGGUCAUGGCCUCUCGUGUUUAUUUAAGAUCCCACCACUGAAAAUGAGAAUGUUUCUAUUCAUGCCAAUCAUCUGCUGUACACUCCGUCUGACUGGAAGCUGUAAAGAGAAUCUGAAUACUACUGAAAUGUCUCUACGCUGUCUGUGACUAAUACUUCUGAUUUUAAACUUACUUGCUCACUGCACUGUAUUCUUUAAGUCUUACUGGAUGUUUGUAAGGAACAGUAGAUUGCACUUGAUGCUGUUGUUUUGCGCUGGAAAGACCGGGGAGCUCUGCUGUUUGAUGGGCGGUUGAGUGUCAACCAUAUUUAUACAUUAAAGAGGUAUGUUUGUCAAAUUGUAUCUGCCUUACAAUGUACAAAAUGCAUAGUGUGUUUUAAGGUUUUUAAUACCUUGCUCCACGGUUAUGAGUCAAAGAAAUUAUUAGGUAUUAUUCUACAAGUUUGUGACAACUCCCGGGUCUCUGUCCAGUCAAGAGACACAACUGCAUCCAUGUAUAAACCCCUUCAGGACUUCAGUCAUGUACCUUCUAAUAUAGAGUAAUAAAUCCAACUGUUUUCCUA
Molecule: messenger RNA, 4050 nt
Organism: Larimichthys crocea (large yellow croaker)
Lineage: Eukaryota; Metazoa; Chordata; Actinopteri; Sciaenidae
Product: activin receptor type-1B
Exons: 9
Coding region: 137-1651 (504 amino acids)
Biological process (GO): cell surface receptor protein serine/threonine kinase signaling pathway; cellular response to growth factor stimulus; protein phosphorylation
Cellular component (GO): plasma membrane; signaling receptor complex
Molecular function (GO): ATP binding; transmembrane receptor protein serine/threonine kinase activity
Source: RefSeq, a predicted model, not a curated record